AUGUAUAUCCCACCUGGAAAGCGUCGGGAACAGCAGAAACAGAGUCAAUCCAAAGACCACCAAGUUGAUGCUAAACAGAAUGAUUCUGCAUCGACUAUCAAGCCAACUGAAUCGAAAUAUGCAAAGCAUUCACCACUCCAAUCUAAAGUGAGUGUUGACAAAGAGCAGGGACAGCCAUUGAGUAUGCCAAUCAAAAUGCAGGGAUCCAUUGAUAGCGACAGAUGGAACAGAGGUUUACUACUGGAUUGCACUGAUUCGAAACCAGUCAACUCAUCCACCAGUUCAAUUCAUGAUUCUAUUCAAAAAAAAGGAACUCGAAGCAGUAUUCCUCCCAAAAAGAAUGACUUUGGACGAAACAGUUACAUAUUCAACAGCAAAACUACUGCCCGAUCCACAAGUAACUCUAAUAGCAGUCAUAGUGAUGAGGAGGACUGUUCAGGUAAUACUCGGCGUACUUUUUCAAGCUUACUAAAACAGUCUGCACACCCAAAUCAAUCGGUCAAACUAUCCUCAGAUUUAAGCGCAAAUACUCGCUUGGAUCGCCAACAGGUAGAUGCUGCAACACCAUCAGAAAGUGAUACAGGCUGUAAAAGUGAAUUGGUCAAAGGAGAUGUGGUACAGCAUACCAAGACAUCCAAUGCUACAGGAUUAGGUCGCUUGACCAACGAUUCUGGUAUUGAACAACUUCAAGGCAGUUUGGCUAAAAUGAGCAUAUCUACUGUUCCUAUUGAACGUAGUACGAGCGCACCAGUAUUAGAAAAAACAGGCACAUCUGGACAAGGUUCAUGGGGUCGCCGAUUAACCAGCCGCGCCUCAUUCCAAUCUCAACAUCAGUUACCAUUAGAUCGAACUGGCUCUGAAACACGAGUUUUGGAAGUUUGCGGUAUACCACCUUUCUUCAGGCAGUCUAAUAUUCAGCGGCUGAUGAGCGAGUCGAUAAAGCAAAAUGUACACAUUUCAGUCAAGAUGGAGAGUGAAACAAAGGCAUUUGUUUUAUUUCCAACCUCUACAUUGGCAUGUACUGCAUAUCACAAUACCAAGAAUCAUCCAGAGGUCCAGGUCAAACCUUCAAUCGAAUAUACCAUUGAAUCUCCACGUGCACCAACGUCUGGAUCGCUUCGACCUGUCACAACUGAUAUGACUGCACGACGACUUAUUGCAGGUGCGCUGGGUAUCCAAACUCCACAAAAAUCAAAACAAGGCAUGGCUGAAGAUCGUCGGAAACUACAGGAGGCUAGAGAUGCCAAAAAGAGAAAUCAAUUAGAUCAUAAAGAAAAGGCCAAUCAGAAAACUGGUUGGGAUCUGUAG
Batrachochytrium dendrobatidis JAM81 is the source of this 1308-nucleotide messenger RNA. RefSeq lists its product as uncharacterized. NCBI's taxonomy places the organism in Eukaryota, Fungi, Chytridiomycota, Chytridiomycetes, Rhizophydiales. The record is from RefSeq and is a predicted model, not a curated record. Bases 1 to 1308 code for a protein of 435 amino acids. The transcript has 6 exons.